Messenger RNA from Pelobates fuscus (common spadefoot toad), 643 nucleotides. RefSeq names its product chromosome 11 CXorf65 homolog (gene C11HXorf65). Lineage: Eukaryota; Metazoa; Chordata; Amphibia; Anura; Pelobatidae. The record is from RefSeq and is a predicted model, not a curated record. Bases 162 to 614 code for a protein of 150 amino acids. The transcript is spliced from 7 exons.
UAAGCAGAGACAUGUCUCAGUACUGCUUCCUGGUUUAAUUGAAUUUGCUGUAAUGAGCAGGAAAACAGCAGGCUUCUCGAAUACAGAUAUCUAGGACCAUCGGCCUUCGUAAAAUUACAGGCUUUUGAAUUUCCCCCCUUUUUUUUUUAAACAAACCAAAGAUGUUUAUAAGGGUUCUCUAUGGGGAUAAUAAAGAAGCUCUCUUUAACAUCAACUGUAAAGUUCAGCUGCUUUUGGCGGGCAUUAAAUCCUACUGUCGCUAUGAAAAUGAAGGUGAUGUAGAGUUGGCAGAUGAAAAUGGGCAGGUGAAGAGCCUAUUAGAGAAUCAGCACGUGUACGCUACCGAGAUUCUCAAUGAGAGAGAGACCUGCAUUCUUCUCUCGGUAACCAGACCCCAUGGUUCAACAGAAGUAGUCUUUACACCCUUGUUAAAUGAUGAAACCAUUGUAAAUGCCAAAUUCCUUGCCAAAUUAGGAAAUUGCGAAGACUCCAAGACCUCUAGCCGUAAGUCGAAAGCUAAAAAACCCAAACAAAAAAGCACAGUUGUGAUUUCUACGCCUCCUGAAGCAGGGAAACAGACGUCGCCUACCCGAACUCGAUCAGUGAAGCAGUGAAACGAUGAAUAGAAGAUAAUAACCAUAUU